AUGUCUGUAGCAUUAUCAUCGCAACCUGCCUGUUGUAGUACAUUCAUGGCAAAUAAUAAUGACCACCGUGCUUGUAGCAAUUGUUUUAACGAAAAACCAGCUGAUGUACGAGCAAGUAGUAAAAAAUUACUUUUGGUAUUGGCCGCUAAACAAGCAAUUAGUAUGACUAUAGCAUCAUUACAAACCAGUUGA
Messenger RNA from Dentiscutata erythropus, 192 nucleotides. The record is from the annotation of a GenBank genome assembly. NCBI's taxonomy places the organism in Eukaryota, Fungi, Glomeromycota, Glomeromycetes, Diversisporales, Gigasporaceae.